Molecule: messenger RNA, 1450 nt
Organism: Chaetomium fimeti
Lineage: Eukaryota; Fungi; Ascomycota; Sordariomycetes; Sordariales; Chaetomiaceae
Exons: 1
Coding region: 160-1284 (374 amino acids)
Biological process (GO): protein phosphorylation
Molecular function (GO): ATP binding; protein kinase activity
Source: RefSeq, a predicted model, not a curated record
GUCCGAAGUUCAUGAAUUUAUUCCCUUUAAACUCUGUCUUAGUAAAUCAGAUGAUUGUCCCCUAGCAAAUACCCUGCUGGUGCACCACCUAAGCUACCUAGUUACUCGCAUUGUGCUCCGCCUCCAUGAAAGCUCCCAACUUGCUCGACUCUAGCGACUAUGGAGAACCGGAGCCCAAGGUAUCGCAUCCUCAGCUUCACAACUUCCAACGAGUGCGACAAGCCUCAAUGGUUCACUCUUGAGAUCCAACUUCACACCAGCCGCUACAGAAUAUCGGUUUCGCCAUCAAACUUUCGCAACUCGGCCGUUCGGUCCGACGAGUUCCAAAAGUAUUUUGCAUUUCUGCUCUCCGAAAACAACGGCGACAAUGAUUCCUCUGAGGAUAUGGAUGAAGAACAACUUGAAGGGGACGAACCUAGCCAAACCACCAUAGACGACUGCUUCGACUGGGCAGUCACCCCAUGUCUUGCUGAUUUUGAGUACCUCUCGCCUGCUCCACCACCAGCCGAGAGCGGACAGCUCACUCUAAGUCACUUUCUUGCCGCUACUUCUUUUGAGUGCGAUCUCACUGCAACCGACGAGGUGCUGGCUCCUGGGGAGAUAGAGCGCGUUGAAACGUACGAAGAUUGCUGGUCCUCCUCCCUGGGUUCUACGGAUGCCUUAGCUCCAAGUUCUACGGACCCAUGGACAACUUCCUUUCCGUCCUUCAGCCCUGCGGAUAUUGCAGUUAUCUGUGACGAUCCGGAUCACCCCCUUGACUCGAACCCAUCACAAGUCCGUAUCGGCCAGCAACAGUUCUAUUUUAAAGAGAGUAUGGACCUGGAUGAUGUGGUCACAAAGAAGGAAGUCGAGACAUACGAAAGGAUUGCCGCCGCUAACUUAGGACCCGGCGUUCGUAUAUCCCGCCUCCACGGCGUUGUUCAGAACGAGAUGAAACAGCUGGUCGGCUUAUUGUUGUAUCACAUCGAGGAGGAUACCCUUCUGACAUUUGCUGUGGGACCUGAGACCCCUGAUGCUUUGAAGGAUAGGUGGGCGCAGCAGAUCCAAGAUACCAUAGCUGCCCUCCACCAGGCUGGCAUUACUUGGGGAGAUGCCAAGCCCGACAAUAUUCUCGUCGAUAUUCAUGGCGAUGCAUGGAUAAUUGACUUUGGAGGCGGCCGAACGAAAGGAUGGGUUGAUUCCAGCAAGGCAGGGACAGUGGACGGGGAUCUGCAAGCCCUGGAACGAAUCUUGAAGUUUAUCGUGAGCGGUGGCGAUGACCACAUAGACUACUCGGAGGAAUAACUAGCAGUCUGUAUCGCGCUUAAUGUAACGGGCCCAACGAGUGUAUUGCACCUAGCUAGUGAUGGUCCUGGGAGCCGAAGAUAUUAUGAGGAUGGAGGUGGAGAGAGAUACUGUAUAUGACAGACAACCAGUGGGUUAGACAAAACAGUGAAGAUAAACAACACGG